CGCCUUCUUCUGGCACGCAGGAGUUUAACUUCUGGCUCAUGUGGGCAACUUACUGACGCUAACCGCGCGGUGGUCAUCGAGUCGGGCUUCGGAGAACGGGCUCGGUGAGUUCUUUUCGCGGUACCGUUAGCUGAGACCGAGUGUGCAGACCGCAGUGCCACCCCCGCCGUCACACUGUGACAUUGACAUAUCAGCACGUUCCUGUUAAUGUGUGUACAGUAACGUUCGCCUCCGGAGCGCUUUCCCUGCAUUCCCCCCCCCCAGCUCCAGCUACAAUGAGCGAAUACUUCAGCCUGUCGGACUGUGAUGUUAUCGGCUUCGACCUGGACCACACGCUCUGCCGCUACCAUCUGAAGGAGACCUCCAGGCUGAUCUAUGAGAGCUUUGCCAGGUAUCUGGUGGAGCAUAAAGGCUAUGACAAGGACCUGCUGAACCUAACCCCUGCUACCUGGGAUUUCUGUUUUAAAGGGCUAGUGGUGGAUCUGGAUGAUGGGAACCUUGUGAAGCUGGCUGAAGAUGGAACUGUCUUGCGAGCGACACAUGGAACCAAUGACCUCAGCACGGAAGAGAUCAUUAAACAUUAUGGUCCAAAAAGGGAGUGGAAGCACUUCAACAGCCUCAAUACCUCCUUCACAAGAUCUGCAAAAUACUACUUCUAUGACAACUACUUUGAUCUACCUGGGGCUCUCCUCUGUGGAAGAGUUGUGGACAUGUUGCAUAAGCGGGGAAAUGAGGUGAAUUCCGACUUUUGGAAAGACAUGGUUGCUGCCAUUGACCACAAUUACAACACAUCUGCAUUCAAAGAGGAUGCAGGGACGUACUUUCCCAGCGUGAAGAGGGACCCUGGCCGGUAUCUGCAGCCCUGCUCUGACUCUGUCAAGACCUGGCUGCGCAGCAUGAAGAACGCUGGGAAGGUCCUCCUCCUCAUCACCAGCUCCCACAGUGACUACUGCAGGCUUAUCUGUGAACACAUCCUGGGGAAGGAUUUCGAAGAGCUGUUUGACGUCAUCAUCACAAAUGCCCUGAAGCCUGGUUUCUUCUCCUUGGUGCCCCAGCAGAGGCCCUUUAGGACCCUUGUUAGCGACGUGGAGGAGAGCGAGGGGCUGCCGUCGCUGGACAAACCCGGCUGGUACUCCCAGGGCAACUGGCCGCACCUCCACGAGCUGCUCAAGACCAUGACGGGGAAACCAGAGCCCAAGGUCGUGUAUUUUGGAGAUAGCAUGAGGUCGGACAUGUUCCCUGCCAGCUGCUUUGGGAAGUGGGAAACAGUGAUGAUCGUGGAGGAAAUGGAGGGGGAGGGCGUCCCGAAAAGCGACGCUGCUUUGUCCAAUGAGGCCCAAGUGGAGCCGUUGGAGAAAAAGGGAAAGUUUGAGGAGCAGGGCAUGAAGGCACCCUCCGCCGUGUCCAAUCAGUGGGGCUCCUACUUUGUCGACGUACAUAGAAGCGGAGGAGGGGACGAGGAAAGCCAGAAACUGACCUGGUGCUGCCACUGCAUUCACAAAUACAGCACCAUGGCCAUCCCCAGCGUGGAGCACAUAGCAGAUCUCCCUCUGGAUUACAAGUUCCCCAGGUUCUCUCCUGACAAGCCCUGCACCACCGGCUACUAUCCCAGGCCUCCGGAUUCUUUGCUGAAGAGGUGUGAGAGUUUGUCGUAAAAAAAAAAAAGGGAAAGGAAAAAGGAAAAAAGUUGAAAAAAAAGAGUCCUCCCUAACCCCUCUGCCUCAGGAGAGGAAUGUGCCUCCAUUUUUGCCUGUAGUUUCCCACCUGACCCCGCCGCCAUCUGUGGAGCACAGGAAGCAUACACUCCUCACCCUUUCAGAGAAACCAUGUGAAUGUAAGCCACAGUAUCUCUCUGUAAUAACGCCUACAUUUCAACGUUGUUUCGUAGUUUAGUGUACUGUACACGUGGAAAUGCGACAUAGUAAGUGUGUGUGUGUGUGUCUGCAUACAGUAAUAAUAGGAAAUGUAGUGUUUUUGUUGUUUCGUAUGUGAGGCCCUCUAUUAUUUCUCAUGGUAAAUCUGAUUUCUUCUAGCUUUUCUGAAAUAAAGUGAACAUUUUACCAUUCCUUUACCCCAGAAGUGAUUACCUCAAGAAAGAUAUCCACUGUAAGCAGAACCCAGAUGGUCACAGUGUGUUUGUCCCCUGAAAACCCUUUGGAUUUAUUGUAUUUCUGUAUAACACUGUUAUUGUGAAGUCUUCUUUUUUGGAAUAUAGUUUUACUGUAUGCAUUUUAGGAACCUUACCAUGAGGUUAAGGUCUGAUGUUUCCCCCGUGUCAGUUUCGUAGAGGGUGUUAAUCUUCAGGUCAUAGUUGCUAAUGAACUGGUACAACGCUGUCCUUUGUGUUGGCUGUUUCAAAAAACACAACUUUGGGAAACAAUACUAAUAAUGGGUGAUGAAGACUAUGCUAGAUGUUCUCUGUAUUAUUUUUGGUGAAACAGUGACAUGUGCUUUUUGAGUGAUUGUGUAACAAUGUGGACUACUCGUGCUUCAUUCAUAUGCAGUGCCAGAUUGAGGUAUGCUUCAGCCGACUUCUGAAUGGUUAUUUUGUCGGUGUGCAUAGACAAGUUGUGCCAUAAUAUUUAAGGAACGCUCAGCUUGGGAGAAAUCUUUCGAGGUUGGCUUGUUGCCGUCGAGUCACAGAAGGUUGAUUUCUAGUUUAUCUCUGUGUGUGAAGGAAGUGUUUAGCCUAGCUUAGCAUCAAGACCGGACCACAGCUAAACUGUGCAACAGUCCAACAUGAAAAAAUACAACUAGCAGCAAUUCCAACAUUUAAAUGUUCCAUCUUGAGAGCUAGAGUGCAAACUAGAGGUCUUCACUGGUCCACUUUUCUCAAGAUAACUGAGAACCAAGCUAGAUCCAAAUAAUGUUCUGUCUAAUUGGGUCUGGGUGUAUUCCUGUUCCAUUCCCAGGUAAAUAUAUCUAAUACCUAACCAAUCUAAGCAGACUCAUUUUGGCUCAGGUCUAAAUAUCCAUGGGUCUAUUCAGAUCAUUCGGGCUCUCAGGUCAAGUCGGGUCUCUUUAUUGAAGUUUGAGAUGCUACCUGAAGGGCUAUCGCUGUCAAAAGUCAAAUUCAGACAAAUGAUAGCUAACAAGUAUUUAGUUUGAAUAAUUUGAACAAAGUCAGUCGUUACCUUUGUUUAUGACUUUUCAGAGCCAAACCCAGAGUUUUCCAUGUUACUUCUCAGAUGGUGUCAUCUAUUUAGCACAGUUAGCAGGAUUACUAUAGUUUGCUAAGGAGCCAGCAACAGAACAGAGAGCUGACCAUGCAUUUUACAAGGUACAUGCACUUAUGCACUAUGAAUUAUAGUUUCAGAGAGAUUAUUUUUUGCCAAACACUCACUUUAAGACUGAACUAUAGUUUGAAUUUAAUAUAAUUAAAAAGCAUCAGGCCUACUCAGGACCUUUGAUGGAGUCAGACUAGUUUCUUGGCUAGCUGCUAGCUGCUUUCCUUUAGUCUUUGUGCUAAGCUGGGCUAAACAUCCCAGGCCUUUCUCUAUUCUAACCACACCAAGAUGAUACUGGUUUCCAUCUUCUCAUCUGGCUCUGACGAAGUCAUCAAACAGGAAGAUUUCCCAAAUGUCCAAGUGUUCUUUUAGAUGACCAUCAUCUCACAUAGGAAGAGAAUAUUCAGACGAUAAGCAGCACACAACCGCCGGCACGUGCGUGAGAUCGGUCAUCCAAAGUCAACUCUUACUUGUGCUGUGUGUGCAAGUGUUUUAUGCAUACAGCUGUCGUGAUUGUACUCUUCUUUUCUCAUCUGACCUGGAAAAUUUGACAUGCACAUUUGCCUUAUGUUGGAUUCAUUUGUGGUCUUAAGUUCUUUAAAACACAGGGAAAGUUUAAUUCUGUGUUCCAGUGUUGAAGUAAUGUCAGUUCAAUAAAAUGUUCUACAAUUUUCUUA
This is a messenger RNA of Chelmon rostratus (copperband butterflyfish), 3904 nucleotides long. It is a transcript of the gene nt5dc1, whose product is annotated as 5'-nucleotidase domain containing 1. The record is from RefSeq and is a predicted model, not a curated record. The transcript is spliced from 12 exons. Gene Ontology annotation, molecular function: 5'-nucleotidase activity. Lineage: Eukaryota; Metazoa; Chordata; Actinopteri; Chaetodontiformes; Chaetodontidae. Bases 276 to 1655 code for a protein of 459 amino acids.